CGAACUCUUACCAAACUCGAACAAAAUCUUAACGAACCAAAGAGUCAUGUUUAAUUAAGUUUCCUACUGAUUUUCAUUGCACCCUCUGGUACUUGGUCAUAAAUCAUAAUAGUAUAGAGUAGAGAAUUAUAUUCUUUGUUAGAUGAUCUGUAUGUUUUGCGACAACUAUCCCUGAAUCCGUGACUAUAUUAAUUCAAUUUUGUGUCAACAUUACUGGAAACUCAGACUUCUGUUCUUGAAGGAAUGCAUUACUGGAAACUCAGACCGACGUUUUAUGGACCCAGUCUUCCUCAUUGGAUGAACAAUGGUGUUUCAUCUUUCAACCAAUUCAUUCACGAGUUGUCAGUCGACUCUGAUAUGGGCUCAAGUGUAGAUAAUUCAUCUGGAGAAGACUAUUCUGAUGAUGGUGCCACUCCUUUAACUCCACGAUCUGAAAGUUCUCAAGCGUCAAGUGAACUCAGCUUUAGCAAGCAUGAUAUGUGCCAAGCGAAGUUGGCGCUCUGCUUUAGAUACAUCCUGGCAUGGAUACUAUUUCCUGCUAAGUUUUUGGCAGGAAUACUUACGUACUUCUAUAUUGCGAACACUACCUUAGGAAAUCUGCAGCAUUUGUAUUCAGAGAGUAAGACGAAAAUGCUGAAAGACCAUAGUGUUCAGCAUGCCAUUGAUAGGAGACGCGGAGUUAUUGAGGAUGUUCAUUUGUUAACUGAAAUUUUUAUAGAAGUUGUAUUUGACUUCAUACACAAGGCAGCAUGUUAUUUUCUGUCACCAUUGGAGACUUCAGAGAUGUUAAUUAGCUGGUUCUCUUCCAGUAGUAUUAAGCAUAUUCCUGAUGAUGCUUCGGAAGUUUUGGUCCAGACUGCUACUCUUGCUGAUACAGAUCCAGCCCUUAAAGAAAGGACUGUGGUUCCUCUCUAUUCCCUGAAUACAGAUGGUCGAACAUGUCGAGAGGUCAUCACGGAGCUUGGGUAUCCAUAUGAAGCUAUUUCUGUAGUCACUUCUGAUGGAUAUGUCCUCCUUCUGGAAAGAAUUCCUAGGCGUGAUUCUCAGAAGGUUGUCUAUCCACAACAUGGAUUAUUUGAUUCUUCUAUAGGCUGGAUUUCCAAUGGUGUCGUUGGCUCUCCAGCAUUUGCAGCUUUUGAUCAAGGAUAUGAUGUUUUCCUUGGUAAUUUGCGUGGCUUGGUUUCAAGAGAACAUAUUAACAAGUAUAUCUCUUCACGAAAAUACUGGCGCUAUUCUAUGAAUGAAUAUGGGGUGGAGGAUAUACCUGCAAUGAUAGAAAAGAUUCAUGAAGUAAAAACAACUGAGCUGAAAUAUUGUGAACUCAAAGCAGAGGAAGAACAAACUAGUGGUGAUCAACCGUAUAAGAUGUGCGCGAUUUGCCACAGUUUAGGGGGGGCUGCUGGAUUGAUGUAUGCUGUAGUACGCAGGAUAGAGGAAAAGCCUCAUCGGCUCUCAAGACUGAUCUUAUUAUCACCUGCUGGCUUCCAUGAUGAUUCUAUUCUUACUUUCAAAAUUUUGGGGAAUAUAUUUCGUUGGUCGGCUCCUGUUCUUGAGCCCCUGGUUCCUGGUUUAUAUAUACCCUCCUGGUUCCUGCGAAUGCUGCUAAACAAAUUUGCGCGUGACCUGCAUAACUACCCUGCAGUUGGAGGACUUGUUCAAACCCUAAUGAGUUUUGUUGCAGGGGGAGAUAGCUCAAAUUGGGUAGGGAUCCUCAGCUUGCCACACUAUAAUAUGUAUGACAUGCCAGGAGUUUCAUUUAACGUGGCUCUUCAUCUAGCACAGACUCUGCAUUCGAAAAAGUUUCAAAUGUUUGAUUAUGGUAGUGCUGCUGCCAAUAUGGAGGUAUACGGUUCUUCAGAACCUUUAGACUUGGCAGAAUAUUAUGAGUUGAUUGACAUUCCUGUUGAUCUUGUUGCUGGUCGGAAGGACCAGGUGAUCCGGUCAUCAAUGAUCAAAAAACACUAUACGAGGAUGAAAAAUGCUGGCGUGAAUGUAUCAUUCCAGGAGUUUGAGUAUGGUCAUUUGGACUUCACAAAAGCUCACAGCGACGAAAUUUUGGCUUAUGUAAUUUCUCGCUUACUACUGGUGGCGCCCAGACCAGGGCAGAAAGCUUUAAGGUCAAAGAAAAGAAAGAGGUAA
Messenger RNA from Daucus carota subsp. sativus, 2139 nucleotides. RefSeq lists its product as uncharacterized. Gene Ontology annotation, biological process: lipid metabolic process. Bases 244 to 2139 code for a protein of 631 amino acids. The record is from RefSeq and is a predicted model, not a curated record. The transcript has 8 exons. NCBI's taxonomy places the organism in Eukaryota, Viridiplantae, Streptophyta, Magnoliopsida, Apiales, Apiaceae.